AUGUCUACUGGAAAUUCGUCAUACAAAGAGCUGCACGAGCAGUUUGUGAGCGACCAUGUUGGUACAACAUCUACGGAAGUCUCUGCUCUUUUAUCUGCAACUGGAAUAACAGUGUUUGCCCGAGUUUGUGUACAGACUUUCCUAUGGAAAACGACACCUCGUUUCACAUGGUACACAGUGGCCAUUGAUCACUUAUGCCUGGUGCUUCCCCUUCAACUUUUCUUGACACUUUGGAAUGAAUAUAUAUUCCUGUGCCAAUCAUGUAUCCUGUUACUAUCACUGACAGCUGUGAUAUUAAAACUGAACUCACGACAUUUAAAAACCCAAUGGCUCAGUUGGGGUGAAAUACGAGAAAGACAUAUUGAUCCACAACUUUCUUUUAUCAACAAUUUCCGGGCAUAUGUGCUCGUCUAUACUGCUAUUUCCAUUCUUGGUGUAGAUUUUGUGAUAUUUCCACGACGGUUCUGUAAAGCAGAAACCUAUGGCACUGGUGUCAUGGAUACAGGAGUAGGACUAUUUGUCAUCUCCAAUGCUAUAGUUUCACCUGAGGCUCGUGGCAAAUACAGAAAUCCUGGGGUUCGUUGCCUUGUGAACUGUCUCAUCUCCUGUUUACCAUUACUGUUCCUGGGACUGUUGCGAUUUGCUGUAACAAAGGGAGCUAAUUACCAUGAACAUGUUUCUGAGUAUGGCGUACACUGGAACUUUUUUAUCACCCUGGCUGCUUUGAAGAUUAUGUCAACAUUGUUUUACAUCUAUGUACCCGAGUUCCUGUGGAGCCUGUGUGCUCUUGGUGUGGUAGUGGGGUACCAGUACAGUUUGGACUAUGGGGGAGUAAAGGAUUAUUUGUUGUUGGGGGAGGACGGAAAAGGCGGCCGCGAGGGACUAUUCAAUGCCAAUAGGGAAGGAAUCUUCUCAUGUCUUGGGUACUUCGCACUUUAUGUUUUUGGGACAGAAAUAGGAAAAAUGAUUUUCAGAUAUGAAAGAUGGACCAUGUCAGCAUGGAGAACUCUAUUAAUUGUCAUGAUGACAAUGUCCGUAUUUUUCUGGGCCAUGUAUAGUAUAUCAGCGCUAGCCUAUGGAGAACUGGUGUCACGAAGAUUUGCUAACCUCACCUAUGUUUUAUGGAUUCUAGCACUGUCCACACAGACCAUGUCUGUUUUACUGUUGGUUGAUCUUAUAGUGGAAUACCUCAGAAUUUCAGCAGGUGUGACUAUGCAGACGUUGCCAACCAAAGGUCUUCUCAAUGCCAUCAACUACAAUGGACUCUUUUAUUUCCUGUUGUCAAAUGUCCUAACUGGAUUGGUCAACAUCUCCAUGGCAACCAUUCAUAUGACACCGUUGCCAAGCUUCCUCAUUCUCACUUUGUACAUGUCUAGUCUGUCAGCCAUAUCUGUUUAUUUGUUUGUAAGGAGAGUAAGAUUAAAGUUUUGGUGAAUCUUGUAGAA
Messenger RNA from Ylistrum balloti, 1445 nucleotides. Its product is annotated as phosphatidylinositol-glycan biosynthesis class W protein-like. Gene Ontology annotation, biological process: GPI anchor biosynthetic process; protein localization to plasma membrane. NCBI's taxonomy places the organism in Eukaryota, Metazoa, Mollusca, Bivalvia, Pectinida, Pectinidae. The record is from RefSeq and is a predicted model, not a curated record. Gene Ontology annotation, cellular component: membrane; endoplasmic reticulum. The transcript has 7 exons. Gene Ontology annotation, molecular function: glucosaminyl-phosphatidylinositol O-acyltransferase activity. The coding region runs from base 1 to 1434 and encodes 477 amino acids.